Pieris macdunnoughi is the source of this 219-nucleotide messenger RNA. Lineage: Eukaryota; Metazoa; Arthropoda; Insecta; Lepidoptera; Pieridae. The record is from the annotation of a GenBank genome assembly.
AUGUUAACUGUUAUUAUCGGAGCGUACGAGCGUACUCAACAUAAUGACAAGAACAGAGAAUGUACUGUGAACUCUCAAGUGCAGCUGAUCAGCGUGGCGAAAUGCGGUCAAGGCUACGCUUUUACCGUGCCCUGCCUCCGGCGAUGGCUGGUGGCGCCGUGGGAUGCUAGACACGCUAUAUCCACUAUUCACGCAAAGCGCGGUCACCCGAGCCCCUAA